Molecule: messenger RNA, 1863 nt
Organism: Epithele typhae
Lineage: Eukaryota; Fungi; Basidiomycota; Agaricomycetes; Polyporales; Epitheliaceae
Product: alcohol oxidase
Exons: 10
Coding region: 1-1863 (620 amino acids)
Molecular function (GO): oxidoreductase activity, acting on CH-OH group of donors; flavin adenine dinucleotide binding
Source: RefSeq, a predicted model, not a curated record
AUGUACCCCCCACGGCCCUUCUCGCCGGCGCUCGCGGCGGUUGUCGCCGCUCUUUCCUUCGCGCAACAUCUCCAAGCAGCCGGAGUCACCAACGAGUCAAGCAUUGCCGCAGGCAGGACCUUCGACUACGUCAUCGUCGGCGCCGGCACCGCGGGCACGACUGUCGCGGCGCGUCUGGCGGAAGACCCGACGCUCGAGAUCUUGGUCAUCGAACCCGGAGGCGACGACCGGACGAACCCCGACAUCUACGACAUCUACCAGUUCUACGAUUCCACGGCCAUCUUCGGGGGACCACUAGAUUGGGCGUGGACCACAGACCAGGGGAAGGUCAUCCAUGGCGGGAAGACGCUUGGCGGAAGCUCCUCCAUCAACGGUGCGAUGUGGAACGCGGGGGCGCAGUCGCAGUACGACAUAUGGUCGGAGAUGCUCGAGCCGGACGAGGUGUCCGUUGGGUGGAACUGGGCGAACAUGUCGGCGUACAUGAAGAAGGCAGAAGGCUUUUCUCCCCCGAACGCACAGCAGCGCGCGAAGGGCGCAGCUUCCGUCGCGGCCUUUCAUGGGACGAACGGACCUGUCCAGGCAACCUUCCCAAACGCGAUGUUCCGCGGUCCCGAGAACCCGGCAUUCAUUUCGGCGGUGACGAACUUGACGGGCACGCCAUAUUGCAAGGACUUCAGUAGCGGAACGCCGACCUGCGUUUCUCUAUCGCCUCAGAGCCUAGACUGGCACAGAGACGAUCAUCGCUCGUCGUCGAUCGAGGCGUACUAUACCCCCGUCGAAGACAAGCGUGAUGGACUCACGUUCCUGAUCCAACAUCGAGUCACUAGAAUACUGUUUGAUCGCAACAAAAGUGCCCCUGUGGUCGCCUCGGGGGUGGAGUUUGCAAGCGCAGAUGGUUCGGGAAGCCGUUUGAGCGUUUUUGCUCGCAAGGAGGUCAUACUCUCCGCCGGGGCGAUCCAUACCCCGGCUGUGCUGCAGCUGUCCGGCAUCGGCAACCCCGAUCUUCUGGUUUCGCUCGGUAUAGCUCCUCUCGUCAACAUAACGACCGUCGGCAGAAACCUGCAAGAGCAGACACAAAGUGUUAUUGCAGGACCGACGAACGGCUUCGACAUCGGAGGACAGGGCCCGCCGGAUGCCAUCGCCUUUACCAGCAUACGCGAGCUGUUCGGGGUCUUUGCUGACGACGCGAUCGCCAAGCUGCAAGAGUCGCUCCCGUACUUUGCACAGACCCAGGCGCACAACGGAAUGUCUGCUCGGUCGCUGCAGACGAUUUUCGAGCUCCAGGCGAAGACGCUUAUCGAGGACAACGCACCCGUCACGGAACUGUACUUUGUCGUCCUGGGCGGCGACAUUGGCAUCGUCACGUGGAACCUCAUUCCGUUCAGCAGAGGAAAUGUUACGAUUGCAUCGAACGACCCAUUCCAGAAGCCCAUCGUCAACGUCAACUACUUCGACGUUCCCUGGGAUCUCGACGUCCAAAUCGCCUCCGCGCGGACGUGUCGCCUCUUGCUCAACAGCCCCCCUCUCGCCGCCCUCCGCAAUUCCUCCGGCGAGUUGGAGCCCGGACUCAGCGCCGUCCCGGACCCGACGGGCGACGGCGGCGCGUCCGCCGACUGGGCCGCGUGGAUCACCCAGCCCGGUCCGUCCGCCGGGUUCAGCGCGAACUCGCACCCGCUCGCGACGGCGGCGAUGAUGCGGCGCGCGCUCGGUGGGGUCGUCGACGCGCGCUUGCGGGUGUAUGGGACGGAGCGACUGCGGGUGGUGGACGCGUCGGUGCUGCCGGUGCAGCUGAGCGCGCACCUGUCGCGGACGGUGUACGGCGUGGCGGAGAAGGCGGCGGACUUGAUCAAGGAGGACCAGUGA